CUAAUAUCGGCAGGACAGCAGAAGCGCCUCUCCGCUGCUCGCUGUCAGUGGUGGCUUUCGGAGACUAGGCAGGCUCUUCUACAGCCAUGGCCGAAGGUGGUGAAGGGGAAGAUGAGAUUCAGUUCUUACGAACUGAUGAUGAAGUGGUGCUGCAGUGUGUCGCCGCCAUCCAGAAAGAGAAUCGCAAAUUCUGCCUCUCAGCAGAAGGACUCGGCAACCGCCUGUGUUAUCUGGAGCCCACAUCAGAGGCGAAGUAUUUUCCUCCUGACUUAUGCAUCUGUAACUUUGUGCUGGCGCAAUCGCUCUCGGUAAGGGCUUUGCAGGAGAUGCUAGCAGGGCAGAGCGGUGAAGAGAGGUUUAUAAGACGGGCAGCCCAGGGAGGCGGACAUCGGACACUGCUGUACGGUCACGCCAUCCUCCUCAGGCAUUCCUUCAGUGGAAUGUUUCUGACGUGUCUGAAGACUUCCAGGUCUUUAACAGACAAGCUGUCUUUUGAUGUUGGCCUACGAGAAGUUUCAACUGGUGAGGCUUGUUGGUGGACAAUUCACCCCGCAUCCAAGCAGAGGUCAGAAGGUGAGAAGGUCCGCAUUGGGGAUGACCUCAUCUUGGUCAGUGUGUCCUCAGAGAGGUACCUGCACCUCUCCAUGUCUAACGGAAGCAUUCAGGUGGAUGCUUCUUUCAUGCAAACACUGUGGAAUGUUCAGCCUACCUGCUCCAGAGCUAACAUAGCAGUGGGGUAUCUGCUUGGUGGACAAGUUAUGCGUCUGUUUCAUGGGCACGAUGAGAGUCUCACUAUACCAGGAUCUGACCAAAGUGCAGAGCAACAGAGAGUGGUAAACUAUGAAACUGGAAAAGGGGGGUCCAAGGCCAGGUCUUUAUGGAGACUGGAGCCUCUUCGGAUAAGUUGGAGCGGGAGCCACAUUAGAUGGGGUCAGCCCUUCCGUCUACGCCAUCUCUCCACCGGUCACUACCUGGGUCAGACAGAAGAUCACGGACUGAUAUUACUGGACACAAAGAAGUCUGACACAGCUGCCACUGCCUUCUGCUUUAGGCCAAGCAAGGAAAAGGUUGAGUCUGGUCCAAAGCGUGAUAUUGACGGCAUGGGAGUUGCCGAGAUCAAAUACGGCGAUUCCUCCUGUUUCGUCAUGCACGUGUCCACGGGACUGUGGCUCUCCUACCAGGCACCUGAUGCUAAAUCCUCUCGUCUGGGACCGCUGAAGAGAAGGGCCGUCCUCUCUCUGGAGGGUCAUAUGGAUGAUGGGCUUAUUCUGCAGCUCUGUCAGCAUGAGGAGUCCCGGGCGGCUCGCAUCAUUCGGAACACCACUCAUCUCUUCACUCAGUUCAUCAGGGGUCUGGAUUAUUUGACUGGAGAAAAGGCCUCAGAGGUGAAUCUGCCGGUGGUGGAAGUCCUGCAGACGCUCAAUGACCUCAUCGUUUACUUCCAGCAGCCGGAUUCUGAGCUGGAGCACGAGGAGAAACAGAGGCAGCUCAGAUCCAUCAUCAAGCGACAAGAUCUUUUUAAAGAGGAGGGAAUGCUAACUCUGAUCUCAAUCUGCAUUGAUCGGCUAAACCUGUACAACAGUGCUGCUGAGUUUGAGGAGUUAGCAGGCGAGGAGGCUGGAGAGGCAUGGAAAGACAUUCUCAACCUCCUUUAUGAGCUUCUGGCUGCUCUGAUCCGAGGAAACAGGACCAACUGCACACAGCUCUCUCGCAAGCUGGAUUGGCUAGUCAGCAAGCUGGAGCGAUUGGAGUCCUCAUCAGGUAUUUUGGAGGUACUUCAUUGUAUCCUCAUCGAGAGUCCAGAAUCUCUUAACAUCAUCCAGAAGGCCCACAUCAAAUCCAUCAUCUCCCUUCUGUACAAGCAUGGGCGCAACCACAAGAUUCUAGAUGUUCUUUGUUCCCUUUGCGUCUGCAACGGUGUGGCUGUGAGAGCCAAUCAGAAUUUCAUCUGUGACCACCUGCUUCCCAGAAGAGACCUGCUGCUCCAAACGCGAUUGGUCAACGAUGUUCAAAGUAUGAGACCUAACAUCUUUCUGGGCAUGAGUGAGGGCUCAGCCCAGUAUAAGAAGUGGUACUUUGAGCUGAUCAUUGAUCAAGUAGACCACUAUGUGACCAGUGAGCCCACCCACCUUCGCGUCGGCUGGGCCACCACCAAAGGCUACGCCCCCUAUCCUGGGGGUGGAGAGGGUUGGGGAGGAAAUGGUGUGGGUGAUGACCUUUACUCCUACAGUUUUGAUGGGCUUUAUCUUUGGUCAGGACGAAUCCCACGAGCCGUGGCCUCUGUAAACCAGCACCUGCUGAACUCAGACGAUGUGGUGAGCUGCUGUCUGGAUCUCGGAGCCCCCAGUAUGUCUUUCCGAAUUAACGGCCAGCCGGUGCAAGGCAUGUUUGAAGACUUCAACGUAGAUGGCUUCUUCUUUCCUGUCGUCAGUUUUUCUGCAGGGGUCAAGGUUCGCUUCCUGUUGGGUGGUCGCCACGGAGACUUCAAGUUCCUGCCUCCAGCAGGAUACGCACCAUGUUACGAAGCCCUACUCCCUAAAGAAACGAUGCGCGUGGAGCCUGUCAAGGAGUAUAAAAGAGAUCUUGAAGGAGUGAGAGAUCUUUUGGGCACUACAGAGUUCCUCUCUCAGGCUUCGUUCAUUCCUGUUCCUGUUGACACCAGUCAGAUCGUCCUGCCUCCACAUCUCGAAAACGUGAGGGACAAGUUAGCUGAGAACAUCCACGAGCUGUGGGGGAUGAACAAAAUAGAGCUUGGAUGGACAUACGGCAAGGUUCGAGAUGACAACAAGAGGCAGCACCCUUGCCUUGUUGACUUUUCCAAAUUACCAGAAACCGAAAAGAAUUAUAACCUGCAAAUGUCAACAGAAACGUUGAAGACUCUGCUUACAUUGGGCUGUCAUGUUGCCCAAGUCAACUUAAAUGCUGAAGAAGAUUUAAAAAGACUCAAGCUCCCUAAGAACUACAUGAUGACAAAUGGAUAUAAACCUGCACCACUGGGUCUUUCUGAUGUGAGACUGACACCUGAUCAGGAGAUUCUAGUUGAUAAACUGGCUGAAAAUGCUCAUAAUGUUUGGGCUAAAGAUCGCAUCAAACAAGGUUGGACCUAUGGUAUCCAGCAGGAUUUAAAAAAUCGGCGUAAUCCACGGCUGGUGCCAUAUGCUUUAUUAGAUGAACGUACUAAGAAAUCGAACAGAGAUAGUCUUCGGGAGGCCAUCCGAACUCUGAUUGGAUACGGAUAUUACAUAGACCCACCAGAUCAAGAGACAGCACACAAAUCAGAGGUUGGCAUUGAGUCCAUCCGUCUGUUCCGCGUGGAGAAGACGUAUGCCGUGAAGACAGGAAAGUGGUAUUUUGAGUUUGAGGCUUUGACUGGAGGUGACAUGAGAGUGGGAUGGGCCCGGCCUGGCUGCAGACCUGAUGUGGAACUGGGAAUAGAUGACCAGGCAUUUGUCUUUGAUGGCUACAGGGGUCGUCGAGUGCAUAUGGGCAGUCAUUUCUUUGGUAGGACAUGGAGUAGAGGAGAUGUGGUGGGGUGUAUGAUCAAUAUGGAGGACAAGUCCAUGAUAUUCACGCUAAAUGGAGAGAUCGUGAUUACCAACAAGGGUUCUGAGCUCUGCUUUGCUGAUUUUGAAACCGAAGAAGGGUUCAUCCCAGUAUGCAGCCUAGGUCUUUCCCAAAUUGGACGCAUGAACUUGGGAAAGGAUGCUAGUACUUUUAAGUAUUACACCAUGUGUGGCCUUCAGGAGGGCUUUGAACCCUUCGCCGUCAACAUGAAACGAGAUGUCACCAUGUGGUUCAGCAAACGCCUGCCUACGUUUGUUAAUGUGCCAGAGGACCAUCCUCAUAUUGAGGUUACUAGAAUAGAUGGCACUGUGGACUCUCCUCCAUGUCUAAAAGUGACCCACAAGACAUUUGGCACCCAGACCAGCAACGACGACAUGAUCUUCUGCCGUCUGAGCAUGCCCGUUGAGUUCCAUCCUGGUCCUCGGAAAAUGGAUAUCAAUGAGGUGAUCGAGCAAAGACCAAAGGACGAUGGAGGAAAGAUCGAUAAUGGCAUCAUUACGAAGUACUUCUACUCUGUGAAAAUAUUUGCCGGACAGGACCCAGCAUCAGUGUGGGUGGGCUGGGUAACACCGGACUAUCAUUACUACAGCAAAAACUUUAACCUCAGUAAAGUUCGAACUGUCACCGUCACACUGGGCGACGAACGUGGACGUGUUCACGAGAGUGUGAGGAGAAGUAAUUGUUACAUGGUGUGUGCUGGUGAUGUUGCCACCGGCUCCACAGGCCGUAGUAACACUGAUCUGGAAAUCGGAUGCUUCAUAGAUCUGGCCUCAGGACUGGUUUUAUUUUUCGCUAAUGGCAGAGAGUUACCUACUGCAUACCAGGUCGAACCUAACUCAAAACUAUUCCCCGCUGUGUUUGUUCAACCCACAAGUCCCAAUCUCUUCCAGUUUGAUUUUCCCAAAAUCCCAGAAGCCAUGCCGCUGUCUUCAGCCAUCUUUAAGAGUUUAAAGAGGAACCCAGAACCCCAGUGUCCCCCACGGCUGAAUGUGCAGACCAUCAUGUCUGUGCUGUGGAGCAGGAUGCCCAACACCUUCCUGUCGGUGGAGACCGCGCGGGUGAGCGAGAGGCACGGCUGGGUGGUGCAGUGUCUGGAAACUCUACAGAUGAUGGCCGUUCAUAUCCCAGAGGAGAACAGGUGUAUAGACAUCAUGGAGUUGUCAGAAAACGAGGAUCUCCGCCAGUUCCACUAUCACACAUUAAAGCUAUUCUGCGCCCUGUGCGCCCUGGGCAACACCCGUGUAGCUCACGCCCUCUGCAGCCAUCUCGACCAAUCGCAGCUCCUGUACACCAUUGACAACCAGUACCUGACCGGUCAGCUCCGUGAAGGCUUCUACGACGUCCUGAUCAGUAUUCACUUGGAGACAGCUAAAGAGUCCCAUCUCAUGAUGAAGAAUGAGUUUAUCAUCCCCGUGACGGAGGAGACGCGCAGCAUUCGUCUUUUCUCUGACGAAUCCAAGUGCCACUCUCUCCCAGGAGUGGGUCUGAGCACCUCGAUCACUCCUCGCCUCAACUUUACCCCUCCGUGCUUCAUUAACACCAAACGUGAGCAGCCUCUCUUCAGCCCACAGAUCCCUCUGGGUAUCCUAAAAGAGAAAGCCAUCACUAUGCUCACGGAAGCAGUGCAGGGCGGUGGUAACCACAUACGGGAUCCCGUGGGCGGAAGCGUUAAGUAUCAGUUCGUUCCGAUUCUGAAGGUGAUUGGCACUCUGCUUAUCAUGGAUGCCAUGACCAGUGAGGAGGUGAGGACCGUCCUGCUCCUCAUCGACCCCAGUGUGUUCGGAGACAGGAAGGAGGAGGAGGAACAUUUGGCGCUGGCGGAGCAGGGAGCUGAAAAAGAGGAAGCCAGCAGUAAUGAAGAGAAGGCCGUGGAGGCCGGAGAAGAGGAGGGUAAGGAAUCGAAACAGCUCCCCAAAGGUCUUCUGGAGAAGAGCUUGCCUGAACCAGUCAAGCAGCAGAUGUGUGAGCUACUCCACUUUUUCUGCGACUGUGAGUUGAAGCAGCGCAUUGAGGCUAUCGUGGCCUUCUCAGAUGAUUUUGUGUCCAAGUUGCAGUACAAUCAAAAGUUUCGCUACAAUGAGCUGAUGCUAGCCCUCAACAUGUCGGCUGCUGUCACUGCCAAGAAGACUAGAGAGUUCCGAUCACCCCCUCAAGAACAGAUAAACAUGCUGCUAAACUUCAGUGCUGGAGAUGACUGCACCUGUCCCGAGGAGCUGCAAGAUGAGCUUCAAGGCUUUCAUGAUGAUCUGCGGCUACAUUGUGGCAUCCCUAUGGAAGAAGAGGAGGAAGAGCAGGACACAUCUCUUAAAGGCCGUCUGAUGGCCAUCAUAUACAAGAUCAAGGGUCCUCCUCAAAAAACAGAAGAACCAACCGAGAAAGAACAAGCUGCUCCAACAAAUCUGAAGGAGCUGAUAUCUCAGACCAUGGUCAGCUGGGCACAGGAAUGCAAAAUCCAAGACCCAGUGCUGGUUCGCAGCAUGUUCAGUCUUUUGAGGAGACAGUACGAUGGGGUUGGAGAGCUGCUUAGGGCUUUGAGGAAGAGCUACACCAUCAGUACCAUGUCUGUAGGGGACGCCAUCAACCUGCUGGCCUCUCUGGGCCAGAUUCGGUCGCUGCUCAGUGUCCGCAUGGGGGAAGAGGAGGGCCAGCUCAUGAUUGACGGCCUGGGGGACAUCAUGAACAACAAAGUGUUUUACCAGCAUCCAAAUUUGAUGCGUGUUCUGGGCAUGCACGAGACCGUGAUGGAGGUCAUGGUCAAUGUGCUGGGAGGAGACAAGAAUAAGGAGAUCGCCUUUCCCAAAAUGGUGGCCAGCUGUUGCCGUUUCCUCUGCUACUUCUGUCGCAUCAGCCGUCAGAAUCAGAAGGCUAUGUUUGACCACUUGAGCUACCUACUUGAGAACAGCAGCGUGGGACUGGCCUGCCCGACCAUGAGAGGCUCCACACCAUUGGAUGUGGCCGCUUCCUCUGUGAUGGACAAUAACAGCCUUGCUUUGGCACUAGAAGAACCUGAUCUUGAAAAGGUGGUGACAUAUCUAGCUGGCUGUGGGCUGCAGAAUUGCCCGAUGCUCAUAGCCAGAGGAUACCCAGACAUUGGCUGGAACCCAAUAGAGGGAGAACGCUAUUUGUCUUUCCUCCGCUUUGCUGUCUUUGUCAAUGGUGAAAGUGUUGAGGAGAACGCUAACGUAGUUGUGAAGCUGUUAAUCAGACGCCCGGAGUGCUUUGGACCUGCUCUUAGAGGAGAGGGAGGACAAGGCUUGCUUGCUGCCAUGAAGGAAGCCAUUAAAAUCUCAGAAGAUCCUGCCUUAGACCUGCCCAAAUUACCUCAGGGGGUCACACCCACGGUAGGGCAAGAUGAAGAGGAGGAGGAGGAGGUCCCACAUAUGGGCAACUCUAUUAUGUCCUUCUAUUCAGCCCUUAUUGAUCUUCUGGGCCGCUGUGCACCUGAGAUGCAUCUUAUUAACAAAGGCAAAGGUGAAGCAUUGCGUAUCCGUGCCAUUCUGCGUUCUUUGGUGCCCAUUAAAGAUUUGGUCGGAAUCAUCAGUAUUCCCCUCAAAAUACCAGUCGUGAAUAAAGACGGCAGCGUAACUGAGCCGGACAUGAAUGCUAGCUUCUGUCCAGAGCACAAGGGACCCAUGGUGCUUUUCCUGGACCGUGUCUAUGGUAUUGAUGACCAAAGCUUCUUGCUGCACCUGCUGGAGGUGGGCUUCCUGCCAGACCUGCGAGCAUCAGCCUCCUUGGACUCGGAGGUGCUCAGAACCACAGAAACGGCGCUGGCCAUGAAUAGAUACAUAGGCUCCGCAGUGCUUCCUCUUUUAACGCGCUGUGCUCAUCUGUUCGCUCACACAGAGCACUACGCACCUCUUAUUGACUCUACGCUGCACACCAUCUAUCGUCUCUCCAAGGGCCGCUCGCUCACCAAGGCCCAGAGAGAUGCUAUUGAGGAAUGUCUGCUGGCCAUCUGCGAGCAUCUGAGGCCAUCAAUGCUACAGCAGCUGUUGCGUCGUCUCGUGUUUGAUGUCCCACAGCUUACAGAGUACUGCCAGAUGCCCAUUAAGCUUUUGACCAAUCACUACGAGCAGAAUUGGAAGUACUACUGUCUGCCAACAGGCCUGGGCAGCUCUGGUAUGGCAUCAGAGGAGGAACUUCACCUUACUAAGAAACUCUUCUGGGGACUUUUUGACGCUCUUUCUCAGAAGAAAUACGAUGGUGAGCUUUUCAAAAUGGCCAUGCCGUGUUUGAGCGCCAUAUCUGGGGCCAUUCCCCCCGACUACGUAGAUUCCAGCUCAGGUUCUACGUUGGUUAAACAAGCCUCUGUUGAUGCCCAAGGCAACUUUGACCCCCAGCCAAUUAACACGUCUAACAUCUCCCUGGCUGAAAAAUUAGAUUAUAUAGCAAACAAGUACGCAGCGCAUUCCCAUGAGAAAUGGUCCUCUGAGAAGAUCGCUCUUGGCUGGACCGCGGGAGAUAGAGUAGACGACAAAGCUAAAACUCACCCGCUUUUAAAACCUUACAAAGCACUGAGUGAAAAGGAACGGGAAACAUAUCGCUAUCCAGUGAAAGAGACUCUGAAGAGCAUGUUAGCGAUGGGAUGGAACGUUGAGAGGACCAAAGAAGGGGAAGCAAUGUUUCAGCAAAGAGAAACCGAAAAACAACGCAAGAUAUCAGAGUCUUCCCAGGGUGAAUUUAAACCAACCCCACAGGAUCUGGAGAAUGUCAUUCUGUCAAGAGAACUGCAGGCGAUGGUCGAAACAGUCGCAGAAAAUUACCACAACAUUUGGGCGAAGAAAAAGAAAGUUGAACUUGACAGUAAAGGAGGUGGAAGUCAUCCACUGUUAGUACCUUAUGACACUCUGACUGCUAAGGAGAAGUACAGAGAUAGAGAGAAAGCCCAGGAACUCUUCAGGUUCCUUCAGAUCAAUGGAUAUGCCAUCAGCAGAGGUCUGAAGGACAUGGAGCAAGAUUCAUCGUCUAUGGAGAAGAGGAUUGCCUACAAGUUCCUUAAGAGGCUCCUGAGCUAUGUUGAUUCUGCACAGGAGUUCAUUGCUCAUCUUGAGGCUAUGGCCAGCAGUGGAAAGACUGACAAAUCUCCCCACGAUCAAGAGAUCAAGUUCUUUGCAAAGAUUCUGCUGCCCCUCAUAGACCAGUACUUCAAGAACCACUGCUUGUACCUCAUGUCAUCCCCCAGCAUCAACCUGAGCAGCAGUGGUUAUGCCUCCAACAAAGAGAAGGAGAUGAUCACGAGUCUAUUCUGUAAACUGGCAGCUCUUGUCAGACACAGGAUUUCACUUUUUGGAAGUGACUCUUCCACCAUGGUGAGCUGCUUACACAUACUGUCCCGCUCAUUGGACUUCAGGACUGUGAUGAAGUCCGGCUCCGAGCUGGUGAAGGCUGGUGUCAGGACAUUCUUUGAGAACGCAGCAGAGGACCUGGAGAAGACUCUGGAGAACCUGAAGCUGGGGAAGAUGGGACAGUCCCGCACUCAGAUGAAGGGCGUCAGUCAGAUCAUCAACUACACGUCAGUGGCUCUGCUGCCCAUCCUGACGGUUCUCUUCCAGCAUAUCACCCAGCAUCAGUUUGGAGCCGAACUGCUGUUGGAUGACAUUCAGCUAUCCUGUUAUCGGAUCUUGACCAGCCUCUACUCUCUGGGCACCGGCAAAAACAUUUAUGUGGAGAAACAGCUUCCAGUGCUAGGUGAAUGUUUGUCUACUUUAGUUGGAGCCAUGCCUGUGGCCUUCCUGGAACCUCAAUUGAAUAUGCACAACCCCCAAUCUGUUUUCAACUCCAAAACACCAAGAGAAAGAGCAAUUUUAAGCAUGCCAGAUACUGUGGAGGAGAUGUGUCCUGAGAUGCCCGAGCUGGACGGCCUAAUGAAGGACAUGGGUGAGAUAUCAGAAUCGGGUGCACGAUACACUGAGAUGCCACAUGUCAUCGAGGUCAUCCUACCCAUGCUGUGCAACUACCUGUCAUACUGGUGGUCAAAGGGGCCGGAUAACACCCCGGAUGAUGUUCCAUGCUGCACGACAGUCACAUCUGAGCAUCUCAGCCUCAUCCUUGGCAACAUCCUCAAGAUUCUAAACAACAAUUUAGGAAUCGAUAACGCUCCCUGGAUGAAAAGACUCGCAGUUUACACCCAGCCUAUCAUUAGCAAGGCUGGUGCCGAUCUCCUGAGGGCACACUUCCUGCCGACGCUUGAGAAGCUGAAGAAAAAGACUGUAAAAGUGGUGGCUGAGGAAGAGCUUCUUCGGGCUGAAAGCAGAGCAGAGACACAGGAAGCUGAACUACAGAUUCUGGAUGAGUUUGCUGUUCUCUGCAGGGAUCUGUACGCUUUCUAUCCUAUGCUCAUUAGAUACGUGGACAACAACAGAUCCAAAUGGCUGAAGAAACCGGAUUCCGAUUCAACUGAACUUUUCAAAAUGGUGUCCGAGAUUUUCAUCCUUUGGUGUAAAUCACAUAACUUUAAAAGGGAAGAGCAAAAUUUUGUGGUGCAAAAUGAAAUCAACAACCUGGCGUUUCUCACUUCGGACAGCAAGUCUAAGAUGUCAAAGUCUGGAGGUCAGGACCAAGAAAGAAGAGGAAAAAGGAGAAAAGGAGAGUUAUACUCCAUCCAGACUUCCCUCAUUGUAGCGGCUCACAAGAAGAUGCUGCCUAUUGGCCUGAACAUGUGCACUCCGGGAGACCAGGAGCUCAUUUCCCUCGCCAAGAUCCGUUACAGUCUGAAAGACACAGAUGAGGAGGUCAAAGAUCACCUGACAAAGCACCUCCAUCUUCUAGAGAAGUCGGAAGAUCCAGCGGUGCAGUGGCAGUUAAACCUUUACAAAGAUAUUGUGGUGAAGAACGAGGGACAUCCAGAAGUACAGCAACCUGUGGAUAGAAUUCAAUCCAUCUCUGCUGCCGUCUACCACCUCGAUCAGGUGGAGCUGCCCCUGAGGAACAAGAAAAUGGUGUUUCAAAAGCUACUGUCAAAGCAACGCAAGCGUGCCGUCGUGGCUUGUUUCCGCAUGGCACCACUUUACAAUUUACCCAGGCAUCGCUCAAUUAAUCUCUUCCUCAAUGGCUAUCAGAGACUUUGGAUAGAGACAGAAGAGUACUCUUUUGAGGAGAAGCUAGUGCAGGACCUGGCAAAAACUCCCAUGAUUGUGGUAGAGGAAGAGGAGGAAGAGGUGGCUGAAGUUCACCCUGAUCCUCUCCAUCAGCUCAUCCUUCACUUCAGUCACAAUGCUCUGACUGAGAGGAGUUUCCUAGAGGAGGACCCUCUGUAUAUUGCUUACGCUGAUAUGAUGGCAAAGAGCUGUGCCGAGAAUGAAGAAGAGGAAGAAGAGGGGAAAGAAAAAACGUUUGAGGAAAAGGAAAUGGAGAAGCAGAAGAUUUUGUACCAGCAGGCCAGACUUCACGCGCGUGGUGCUGCGGAAAUGGUCCUACAGAUGAUCAGUGCUAGUAAAUGUCGACUUGGUCCCAUGGUGACUGGUACUCUUAAACUGGGCAUUUCUAUUCUGAAUGGAGGCAACGUUCUUGUACAGCAGAAAAUGCUGAAUUAUUUGAAAGAAAAGCGAGAUGCUGGAUUCUUUAAAAGUUUAUCUGGAUUGAUGCAGUCUUGCAGUGUGCUGGAUUUGAAUGCGUUUGAAAGGCAAAAUAAAGCAGAGAGUCUUGGAAUGGUUACUGAAGAGGGCUCAGUCAACUCGAGUGAGCGGGGUUCCAAAGUGCUACAAAAUGAUGAGUUUACAAAGGAUCUAUUCAGGUUUUUGCAACUCCUUUGCGAGGGCCACAAUAAUGAUUUCCAAAACUUCCUCCGGACCCAAACAGGAAAUACUACUACAGUCAACAUCAUCAUUAGCACUGUGGACUACCUCUUACGUCUACAAGAAUCCAUAAGCGAUUUCUACUGGUAUUACUCUGGGAAAGAUGUCAUGGACGAGGCUGGACAACAUAACUUCUCUAAAGCGUUGGCAGUUGCCAAACAGAUCUUUAACUCACUCACCGAGUACAUCCAGGGCCCAUGUAUUGGGAAUCAGCAGAGUUUGGCAAACAGCAGGCUGUGGGAUGCAGUGGUGGGAUUCUUGCAUGUUUUCGCCAAUAUGCAAAUGAAACUAUCGCAGGAUUCUAGUCAAAUCGAGCUACUAAAGGAGCUGAUGGAUUUGCAGAAGGAUAUGGUGGUCAUGUUGUUAUCUCUUCUUGAAGGUAAUGUGGUCAACGGAACAAUCGGCAAGCAGAUGGUCGACACUUUAGUGGAGUCCUCCAGCAACGUGGAAAUGAUCCUGAAAUUCUUCGACAUGUUCCUCAAACUGAAGGACCUAACCACAUCAGAUAACUUCAAGGAGUACGACCCAGACUGCAAAGGCGUCAUAUCCAAAAGGGAGUUCCAUAAAUCGAUGGAAAGCCAAAAGCAAUACACGCAGUCGGAGAUCGAGUUCCUACUGUCCUGCGUGGAGGCGGAUGAGAAUGACAUGUUCCACUACGAAGAGUUUGUGGAACGUUUCCACGAACCAGCCAAGGACAUCGGCUUUAAUGUGGCCGUGCUGCUCACAAAUCUUUCCGAGCACAUGCCUCACGACUCACGCCUGUCCACCUUCUUAGACCUGGCUGAAAGUGUGCUUAGCUACUUUGAGCCCUACCUUGGCCGUAUCGAGAUCAUGGGUGGCGCCAAAAGGAUUGAAAGGGUUUACUUUGAGAUCAGUGAGUCCAGCAGAACCCAGUGGGAGAAGCCUCAGGUCAAAGAGUCUAAACGACAGUUCAUCUUCGACGUGGUGAAUGAAGGCGGUGAGAGCGAGAAGAUGGAGCUCUUCGUAAACUUCUGUGAGGACACCAUCUUUGAGAUGCAGUUGGCGUCUCAGAUUUCCGAGCCGGAUGCUGCCGAGCGUCCCGAGGAGGAUGAAGAAGAGGAGUUGCACAGUCUUCUCGACGGGUUAUCUGAGGAGGACGAUGCCUCGCUUGAGUCUGCCUCCGCCUUCACCGCCGCAUGUGUGUCUGUGAAGAAAAGCGUGUCUAAUUUCCGUCAAAUGCUGACUUUAAAGACUAUGCGCAAACAGUUCAAGAAAUUCAAGAAGCUGACCAUCCGAGAGAUGAUUACAGGCUUCUUCUCUUUCUUCUGGAUGCUCUUCACUGGGUUCUUUAAAGGCAUUUUUGGAGUUGUCUUCGGGUUCUUCCAUAUUAUUUGGUCGUCCAUGUUUGGAGGGGGGCUUGUAGAGGGGGCUAAAAACAUGAAAGUGACUGAUAUCUUGGGUAACAUGCCUGAUCCUACACAGUUUGGAAUCCAUGGUGAUGUUUUGGAAGCAGAGAAGAUCGAAAGCCAUGAGCUGGUGGUGUCGGCAGAUAUGGUACAGAUGACAGGCACUGGUGGGGAGAAGCUGGAGCCCGAUGUGAUCAUGGAUCUCCUCAAUCCGUCAGGAAAGAAAGAGGGGAAACAUGGAGCAGAACAUGGUCUGGGUGAUGUCUGUGAGAUACUUUCUGAGGCUAGUGCUCCUGUCAUGAAAACUCAGAAGGUAGCUGCGAACAAGCCUGAAUCUGAACCAGAGAAAGCAGACACUGAGAACCAAGAGAAAGAGGACAAGGCUAAAGAGGAAACAACAGAGGAAAAAGCAUCUGCCAAACCAACUCCAAGAGCCAAACGUGGCUCAAAAAAAGAUGAAUCUCCAGCCUUCAUGGCCAGCUUUAUUGCAGGGCUUGAAAUCUACAAAACCAAAAUGCUGAAUUACCUGGCUCGUAACUUCUACAACCUACGUUUUCUGGCUCUUUUUGUGGCCUUUGCCAUCAACUUCAUCCUGCUCUUCUAUAAGGUGACUGGAGACUUUGAUGAUGAUGAUGAUGAUGAAGGAUCCUGGAGUGGAGCAGAAGAUGAAGGUGAUGAAGAUGAUGAAGGAUCGGAAUACUUCAUUCUUCAGGAGAGCACUGGUUAUAUGGCGCCCACUUUGACUUUCUUGGCUGUGUUUCACUCAGUCAUCUCCUUGCUUUGCCUCAUUGGUUAUUAUUACCUAAAGGUUCCUUUAGUUGUUUUUAAGCGUGAGAAAGAGAUCGCCAGAAAGCUGGAGUUUGAUGGUUUGUAUAUCACCGAGCAGCCGUCUGAUGAUGAUAUCAAAGGACAGUGGGAUCGUUUGGUUAUUGCGACUCCGUCAUUCCCUAACAAUUACUGGGACAAGUUUGUUAAGAGAAAGGUUAUCAAUAAAUAUGGUGACUUGUACGGAGCCGAGCGCAUAGCUGAACUUCUGGGUUUGGAUAAGAGCGCACUAGACUUCGACCCCACUGAAGAGGCUGUGGUGAAGGAGGCAUCUCUACUGUCCUGGUUGAGCUCUAUUGAUACCAAGUAUCACAUCUGGAAGAUGGGAGUAGUGCUAACUGACAAUUCUUUCCUCUAUCUGAUCUGGUACACCACCAUGUCUAUUCUGGGACAUUACAAUAACUUCUUCUUCGCCGCUCAUUUGCUGGACAUCGCCAUGGGCUUCAAGACCUUAAGGACUAUUUUGUCUUCCGUGACUCACAAUGGCAAACAGUUGGUGUUGACUGUGGGGCUUCUGGCGGUCGUGGUCUAUCUGUACACCGUGGUGGCCUUCAAUUUCUUCCGCAAGUUCUACAAUAAGAGCGAGGAUGAGGACCAGCCUGACAUGAAGUGUGAUGAUAUGAUGACUUGUUACCUGUUCCACAUGUAUGUUGGUGUGAGAGCAGGUGGAGGCAUCGGUGAUGAGAUCGUAGAUCCGGCCGGUGACCCCUACGAGCUCUACCGCAUUCUGUUCGACAUUACUUUCUUUUUCUUCGUCAUCGUCAUCCUGCUGGCCAUCAUUCAGGGUUUGAUCAUUGACGCCUUCGGAGAGUUGAGAGACCAGCAGGAGCAGGUGAACGAAGACAUGGAGACAAAAUGCUUCAUCUGUGGAAUCGGAAAUGACUACUUCGACAGAACUCCGCAUGGCUUUGAGACCCACACCUUACAAGAGCACAAUCUGGCCAACUACCUAUUUUUCUUGAUGUAUCUGAUCAACAAAGAUGAGACUGAACACACUGGUCAGGAAUCGUACGUUUGGAAGAUGUAUCAGGAAAGAUGCUGGGAUUUCUUCCCAGCCGGAGACUGUUUCCGUAAGCAAUAUGAGGACCAGCUGGGCUAGAGGACAUGAUGCCCUCAGUCCUUAUAUGAGAGGAAUUACAACCGGCACAAUAUCCACAUCAUUUUAAGAUCGUGUGUUGGUUGGACACAACAUCCUCAACUAGCUCUCAUCAAAUGCUGCUUUCACAAUUUAUCUGAUCAAUCAAAACCUCAGCUGCUUCUAACACCAGACAUGACAGCAACUCAUUGCGAUCAAGCCAAAAAACAUGAACAGAAAUUACACAAACAACUGUGUUGACACAUUGCCAAAUUGGAACACAUCAUGUUUAUCCUUAAAUCGACGUUGUUGCCUCACAUGCUUCACUCUCACAGAUGCACAAGUUGUGAGAUGAGAUGUUGCCAUAUGUUUUUGACGAGUUGAAUGAACGUCUUAUGAAUAUGCACAAGAAUACCUUCUUAGUGUUCAAUGAGUGCCAAACAAGAUUUAUGCCUGUUUGAUCUCAAGAAAAAAAAGAAGACUAUAAUGAAUGUGCAACGCCUUCACAGAUGGUUAUCUGACUGGUGGAAUGAGAAAUAUUAUAGAUCAUCUACUAGAGCCCACUAGAUGUUUCUCAUACAUAAAAGUGCCUUAUGACAAGAAACUAUGCAAACAUUUCCUCCGGCUUGUAUGUUUUGUUAUUAAGCAUUUAGUUGCUCAUUUUAAUUAGUUAACUUUUAAGAAGAACAUUAAUGUUUAGUUAAAGUUAAAUAACUUUGAACUCACGUCUGCCUGAUCCUAUGUGCAGCACAAUUAUUAAACAAAAAGGGGAAAAAAGAAUUGAACAAGUCUGUAAACUGCUAUUGUAUGGCCAUUUUUAUGUAUGUAGAAGCUUUGGUGAUUGCAUUUGUUUGUCAGGGGGAAGAAAAUAAAGCCAAUGCAAUAAAUCCCAGCUGUUAACAGCAUUUAAUCUGACUGCAAAUAAAUCAGAUGAUGACUGCA
Triplophysa dalaica is the source of this 15569-nucleotide messenger RNA. It is a transcript of the gene ryr3, whose product is annotated as ryanodine receptor 3. Lineage: Eukaryota; Metazoa; Chordata; Actinopteri; Cypriniformes; Nemacheilidae. Gene Ontology annotation, biological process: intracellular calcium ion homeostasis; calcium ion transmembrane transport. Bases 87 to 14651 code for a protein of 4854 amino acids. Gene Ontology annotation, molecular function: calcium ion binding; ryanodine-sensitive calcium-release channel activity; protein binding. The transcript has 103 exons. The record is from RefSeq and is a predicted model, not a curated record. Gene Ontology annotation, cellular component: calcium channel complex; sarcoplasmic reticulum membrane; smooth endoplasmic reticulum.